AGACAGUUUUAAAGUUUCCAGAGACUUGUUCUGCUGUUAAGAAGUUGUGCUCAAAGCCGAGGAGCCAAGACACUUGCCAAAAUGUGCAAAGGACUUGCAGCUUUGCCCCACUCAUGCCUGGAAAGGGCCAAGGAGAUUAAGAUUAAGUUGGGAAUUCUGCUGCAGAAGCCAGACUCGGCUGAUCUUGUCAUCCCUUACAACGAGAAGCCUGAGAAGCCAGCCAAGGCCCAGAGACCCUCGCUGGAUGAGGCCCUGCAGUGGCGUGAUUCUCUGGACAAACUCCUCCAGAACAAUUAUGGACUUGCCAGUUUCAAGAGUUUCCUGAAGUCUGAAUUCAGCGAGGAAAACCUGGAGUUCUGGAUUGCCUGUGAAGAGUACAAGAAGAUCAAGUCCCCUGCUAAGAUGGCUGAGAAGGCCAGGCAGAUUUACGAGGAAUUCAUCCAGACGGAGGCUCCUAAGGAGGUGAAUAUCGACCACUUCACUAAAGACAUCACGAUGAAGAACCUGGUGGAACCUUCGCUGAGCAGCUUUGAUGUGGCCCAGAAAAGAAUCCAUGCUCUGAUGGAAAAGGAUUCCCUGCCUCGCUUUGUGCGCUCUGAGUUUUAUCAGGAGCUUAUCAAGUAGUAACUUGGUGGUCAGGCUCUGAAAGUCAGCCAGUGGGUUAGUGCCUCCGUCAUCACCCCAGGUUGCCCCCUAAUCCUGUAUCUUUCCAUAGUAGCUUUGCUUGAAGAUAACUAAGAAGAAACUUCCCAAGAAGUGUUGCUUAUGUUUCCCACCUUGUGUUGGAUGUUUGCCCAUGGUGCUCAUGCUCUGUUGUUCCUGCCCCAUUGUUAAUUAAACUCUAUACAAGUUUGAAGGUGAAGCACAGAAAAACCGUGUCUGAGGCAGAGAAAUGCUUAUCACAAACAUGCUAUCUUUGGGUUUAGCAUUAAAUCUCCACCUACAACGGUUUUAAAAAAGAAUGGGGAUGAGGGAUGAUCACCUGAUUCGGAAUGUUACUUCUGCCCCCGGGAGACCACCCUCUGAUUAUUUCUGGAGUAACCUUACUUAAGUUUUAAGCAAAUUCAGUAUUUAAAAUAUAAUCUUUCCAUUAAAACAUCUUCAUGUUGGCUUGGGCAUUAGGAUAAGAGUUAUAAGAAUGAAUCUAAAUGCAAAUUCAUGUUGAUUGUAAUCAUUUUACCUCCUACCCUUAUGUCCCUGUUUAAGUCCCCAAGCUGUUUUCAAAACCAAUGACCUGAGACCAGCAUGACAAAUGUAUCUUUGCCCCAGAGUAUGUAGGCCAAAGUUUUAUUUGUCGUAUUUGAAAGCUCGUAAGUAUAAAAUCCACAGAUUUCUAAUUCCCAUGAUGUAAAAUGAAAGUAUCCACAGAAGUGUUCAUAACCUUGAUUAUAGUAAUAUAUAAAAAAGGGAAAAUCUCAUCAAGCUUAAAAUGACUAACUAUUCCAUGAGUCUGUCAUCUUUUUUUCCAUAAUGAGCGUUCCUUUCAAAGUACAAAAUCUCUUGGGAAAAGUUACUGAGGCUCUGUGUAGAGGCUUUUUAAGUGAGAGAGUUUUAGAGUCCUGCUUUUGCAGAAUAAUAACUUUUAGCAACACCAUCUUCCCUCACUAUUUUGCUUCACGCAAUAUUAAUUUGUACUUACAGAAAAAAGUGCAUAUUCCUGAUAUACCUUAUGCACAACUCAUUAUAAGUCACAUUAUUUUCUUAGUAGGUUUUAGCCUUUAAUUCCUUAUUUCAUGAUUGUAAGUCUUAGAAACUGUUAAUUAUCUUUAGCACAUUAGGUUAAGGUAGUGAUUUACAAAACUUAGUCCUAUAUAGAAUUAAACUAAGCCAUGUGUAAAAGUAAUCAAGGUUAGGAUACAGGGUGAUUCAAGAAGAAAGAAGAGGUAUUUUAAAGGACUAAUAAAAUUCCACAAUAUCAAAGUAGAAGACAAGAUUGUCUAGUCUUGAAUUUCCUUUUAUUAUUUUUUUUAAGUUUACAUAUGUAGUUCAUGUAUUCAGUUAUAUCCUAACAAUAUCAGAAGUAAAACAUUUAUGUUACUCUUUUCUUUUUGGGGGGCAGGGCUCACACUGAUUUUAGUCUAUUUGUGAUUUCAAAAGAUAACACUCCCUUCCUGAAUACUUGCCAUUUCACACUACGAAAGCAGAUCCAAGUGACUGGGUAUGCUGCCAACUGUGGCGGGAGGUGGUCCAAGAGACUCCACCACUGUAAGCACAAAAAUGUUCCUGCCACUUCUGUUUGUGUGAGGUGGAUAAAGAACUCAGACACAAACCCUCCAGGGUACACUCUGCCUCACCUUUUCAGCCUCUGUCUAUUGUGGCCCAAAUUAGUAAAAACAAACAAACAAAAAAACACAAAUGUUCCAAUUUUUCAUUUGUAUUCGAGCCAGAAAUGAUAGAAACCUUAGAAUCCAUAUCAAUUAUUUUUUUUUCUUGAAUGCCAAAGCAUUUUCAAGGGAGAAAAAUAAACUUAAAAGUCAAGUAUUCACAUGAUUUGAAAUACUUGUAUAUUUGAAGAGCAUUAAGUGGAUACAUAUCUUCAGAGAGUAGAUGAUACAAAGACUCCAGCUGCUCCUCCCCACAUUGGCUGCAUACCCCAGGUAACUGUGCAGACCUGUCCGUGGAGGAGGACCUCCCUUCACCUUCAUGGGAGCUGGAUGCAGGAGACCAAGUUCAGGAAGGCAUCAUGAGGGAGGACAGGACCGUGAGGCUACAAAAAGAAUGAAAGAAGGGACAUCCUCCAGGGGGUGGCAUUCUGCCUACCUUCAUCUGUAGCAUUUAUCUCUAUCUACCACCCAUACUUUCAAAUUUAAAGAAAUAUACACGCCCAUAAUUACAAGCUCUUCCAACAUGAGAAGUCAAUCAAGAAAUCAAAAGGAAUAGAAUCCUUCUAGACCCAAAUUAGAAAGCAAUUAUAUUAAAAUUACCCAAGGGAUUUCUUUGAAAGUUUUUCUUUGAAACAUACAAACAAUGAAACAAACUGAUAUUGCUAGUAGUUUCCAUAGCAACACAAAGAAAAUACCAUUCUUUUCAUUCUGGGAAACUAGAAAAUUUGGGAAAGACCUUUCCGGGAAAAAAAAAAGUAUAUAACUUCUAUUUAUGACUCUCCUUCCCUUGUCUUGCCUCCUCUCUUCUUUCCCUUGACUCAAUGGCCUGGGAAAGUAUGAAGGGUUAUGCAAGAGCCCUGGGCUGCUUGCAUGUUCCUUCCCUGUGAAAAUGUAAUUAUCGUUGUAAGUGGACUUGGGAGACAGAGGUGUUGGAACCAAAUUGUGGUCCAAGGAAAUGGGAGUCUAUACGCUUCUCACUCUUGAGAGUUUUAGCCCACGAUCUAAAACAGAACCUAAGUUUUUCUGCCUCGGUUUCAUCUAGUAGGGGUCGGGCUCAAAUGAAAAUCUGAAAUAGACCAGGACAAAGAGAGAGAGUAGCACCUCUGGGGAGAAAGAAUAGGUUAUGGCCCCUGUGUGCCUGCCACAGCAAUGCUUGUUCAAGCAGUGUUUCUGCACCCCUUGCCUCCCUACUCCCACACACAGAAAAUUUUUUCCUCCCACAUGCCACUUUUUGAAAUACAGAAUUGAGGCAUUGCAGGAACGUUGCUUUCAAAACAGCAAAGUCAAUUCAUAUGGAAACAUUUUGUGUUUCCUUCCCUAGAUGCUGUUAGGUUCUGAGUAAAUUUCAGUUUUUAACACAUAAAAGAAAUAACUUGGUGAAAAAUAAUGCUUUUUUAUUUGCAAUCUGCAAAAGCAUGCAUUUUACUUGCUUGAUGUGGUUGUUUUUUAACACCAAAUCUAUUUGAAUAGGACAAAACUGUGAAUUUUUCCAAAAAAUAAGUGUCUAGAAGUUUCAAGAUAAGUUUGAGCAUUCACAAAUAAGUAGCUAAAUAAGCAAGCAUUACCCUCUCACACACUGCAAUCUUAUCACAAAUUUGAAGGGUUGAGAUUCUUUGGAAAGCACAGUUAGAGUUCAGGGAAAUGAUUUUUUUAUUCCUGACACUGUUUCUGCUAGCAGGUCAUUUUCCCAGUUUUUGUGGAAUUUGUUGGGAAGAAAGUGGGUCAUGAGAAAGCAGGGAGGUUAGGGGAGAAGUGGGAAGAAGCAAGUAAGUGCUCAGAGCUGUGAAACUAAUUCACUCACUAGGGGAUAUUUAAGAGCAGCUCAGCCUGGUUGGAAAUCACACUUCCUCAUGUUCUUCCAGACUUGCAAGAUGUCUCUUGACUCGCAGUGCAGCUGGAUGGAAAAAUAUUAUCUCAGUGACCUAGAAAGCCUAGAGAAAAGGACAUGGAAGAACCAUCUGAUCUCCUCACUGGGCUUGAAUAUGCAGGAAGCAGAGAAGGAACACCUCCAAACCCAAGUGCUGGGAAACUCUGUGGGUUUUGGACAUGAAGUCUAGGUGCAUGUUAGCCAGUUCCAGCUGAUCUGCUGGUUGCCUUCUCUAGGUUUGUGCCUUCUUCACUGUAUUAGGCAAACACAUUUUUUUUAAAUUGUUCCCAGUGGAAGGCUCUUUGGUUAACCAUUCAGUAUCUGCGGCUUUUGUUAAGUUCACAUCUCACUGGCUUCUUCAGCAAAGCAGACCAUAAUUUACCCAAAAAAGAAUUUCCCAGAAUUAGUUAAUCAUCCUAGAAGUGAAAAGGUCAACUCUUCCCAUUGAGGAGAUGUGCAUGGCUUUGAACAGAAAUGCACAGCAGAGUGACAGGCAGGGAAAAAAAAACCUGGGAUAUUAUUCUCAACUUACAGUUCAAUAAUAAUCUUACUUUUCUAAUAUAGUAGCUACAAGUCAACCAGUUAACAUUUACAACUAGUUAAUUAAGUCUUUCCAAGUUCUCUCACCUAAGGUAUUUCUUCCCCCUUCUUCUGUACCUCCCCUUUUCCUCUCCCCUGAAGUAGGCAAUAUUUACAAUGGUUGAGUCUAAUUAUCAUUCAAAUAUUCUAAAUAUCAAUCAAAUAAUUACAAUGAGCACACUGAAAGCAUUUAACUUUCUAAGAAGGAAAAUGUAAAGAUUAAAGCAUCAAAACAGAGAAAAAGAGAGAAAUGUGAGAAUUUGCUAGUGGAGAACAGUAAUCAAGUUAACUUUUACUGGAGUUUCUUUUUGUGCUAUACAGGAUCAGAAUUUGGGGAAACAACUUGUUGGUAAUACUACAACUUACCAUUUGCUAUCAGAAGACACAGCAAGCAGAAAUGAAAGGUCUGUGAAUCCAUUCGUCUGCAUUUAUUCCAUAACUACUAAAGUCAGAAAUAAUGUAUUCAUCUUCUGAUUUUUGUAUUCAAUACAUUUGUACUAUGCAACUCACCCUUCUUGAUAAAUAAAGCACCAAAUAUGGAUCUGUAAUCGUGAUCACAUGUUACAUUAAAUAUAUAUCCAUAUCACUCU
Molecule: messenger RNA, 5360 nt
Organism: Ochotona curzoniae (black-lipped pika)
Lineage: Eukaryota; Metazoa; Chordata; Mammalia; Lagomorpha; Ochotonidae
Gene: RGS5
Product: regulator of G protein signaling 5
Exons: 5
Coding region: 82-624 (180 amino acids)
Source: RefSeq, a predicted model, not a curated record